Mangifera indica (mango) is the source of this 2669-nucleotide messenger RNA. Its product is annotated as auxin efflux carrier component 3-like. The record is from RefSeq and is a predicted model, not a curated record. The transcript has 6 exons. Gene Ontology annotation, cellular component: endoplasmic reticulum; plasma membrane. Lineage: Eukaryota; Viridiplantae; Streptophyta; Magnoliopsida; Sapindales; Anacardiaceae. The coding region runs from base 122 to 2080 and encodes 652 amino acids. Gene Ontology annotation, molecular function: auxin efflux transmembrane transporter activity. Gene Ontology annotation, biological process: auxin export across the plasma membrane; auxin polar transport.
AUUGCCCUUCAAGUUCGUUAUCUAACGGUUUCUUUUUCACUUCCCAUUUUGCCCUUCAUCUCUCUUCAUAAGCAAGAACCACUUAGAUCUUCUCUCAUCUUCAACAAAAUCCUGUAAAAAAAUGAUCACCUGGCACGAUCUCUACACCGUUUUGACGGCGGUGAUUCCUCUGUAUGUCGCCAUGAUCUUGGCCUACGGCUCCGUCCGGUGGUGGAAGAUUUUCUCUCCCGAUCAGUGCUCAGGAAUCAACCGUUUCGUCGCCAUCUUCGCCGUCCCUCUUUUGUCCUUCCAUUUCAUUUCUACUAACAAUCCUUACGCCAUGAACUUCCGUUUCAUAGCCGCGGACACUCUGCAGAAAAUUAUCAUGCUGUUUGCGCUAGCGAUUUGGACCAACUUCACAAAAAAUGGCAGCCUUGAAUGGAUGAUUACGAUUUUUUCUCUUUCAACUUUGCCAAACACUCUGGUUAUGGGGAUUCCUCUGCUUAUCGCCAUGUACGGCAAGUACUCCGGGAGUCUAAUGGUGCAGAUUGUGGUUUUACAGUGUAUAAUUUGGUACACUUUACUGUUAUUUCUCUUCGAGUACCGUGGCGCGAGGAUGUUGAUUAUGGAGCAGUUCCCGGAGACCGCCGCGUCGAUAGUUUCGUUCAAAGUUGACUCCGAUGUGGUGUCGCUUGACGGCAGAGACUUCCUGGAGACUGAUGCAGAAAUUGGUGACGAUGGAAAGCUUCAUGUUACAGUGAGGAAAUCUAAUGCUUCGAGAAGGUCUUUAGGACCCUGUUCGCUUCCGGCAUUAACUCCUCGGCCGUCCAAUCUCACUGGCGCCGAAAUUUACAGCUUGAGCUCGUCGAGAAACCAGACUCCGAGAGGCUCCAAUUUCAACCACUCUGAUUUUUACAACAUGAUGGGCGUCCAGGGAUUUCCAGGCGGAAGACUUUCAAAUUUCGGUCCUGCCGAUUUGUACUCUGUGCAAUCCUCCAGAGGGCCUACUCCAAGGCCAUCAAAUUUUGAAGAGAAUUGCGGACAAACAAUUUCUUCUCCUAGAUUCGGAUUUUAUCCGGCUCAAACUGUACCCGCUUCGUACCCAGCUCCGAAUCCCGAGUUCUCUAGCUCAAUUUCUAAAGCUACAAAAACUAUUCAGAACCAGAACCAGAAUCAGAAUCCGAAUCAGCAACAACAGCAAAUGAAUUUGAGCAAUAAAACAAACCAUGACGCCAAAGAGCUUCACAUGUUUGUGUGGAGCUCCAGCGCCUCCCCCGUCUCGGAAGUCGCCAGUGGACUUCAUGUUUUUGGUGGGGCGGAUUUCGGAGCUUCCGAGCAAUCUGGACGGUCUGAUCAAGGAGCUAAAGAGAUCAGGAUGUUGGUCACUGAUCAUCCUCAAAAUGGGGAAAACAAAGCCAUUCCGGAUUUCGGUGGUGAAGAUUUCAGCUUUGCUGGAAGAGUACACGAAGAAGAAGAAGAAGAAGAUAAGGAGAAAGAAGGACCCACUGGAUUCAAUAAACUAGGGUCUAGUUCAACCGCGGAGUUGCACCCAAAAGCUGCCGCCGGAGUCCCGGAUGCCGGUGCUGGAAAAAUGAUGCCUCCGGCGAGCGUUAUGACACGUCUGAUCUUGAUCAUGGUGUGGCGAAAACUAAUCCGCAAUCCCAACACAUACUCUAGUCUCAUUGGAGUGGUUUGGUCUCUUAUCGCUUUCAGGUGGCAUGUGUCAAUGCCUAAAAUAAUACAGCAGUCAAUCUCAAUUCUGUCGGAUGCGGGUCUCGGAAUGGCUAUGUUCAGCUUAGGUUUGUUUAUGGCUCUCCAACCCAAAAUCAUAGCUUGUGGCAACUCAGUUGCAACAUUCGCCAUGGCCAUUAGAUUCCUCACCGGCCCCGCCGUAAUGGCCGCAGCUUCCAUUGCCGUCGGCCUCCGUGGUAACCUCCUUCGCGUUGCAAUCGUCCAGGCCGCACUGCCACAAGGAAUUGUCCCGUUUGUAUUUGCGAAAGAGUACAAUGUACAUCCGGCCAUUCUUAGUACUGCGGUCAUAUUUGGAAUGUUGAUAGCAUUACCAAUUACUCUGGUCUACUACAUCCUACUGGGAUUGUGAGAUAAAACUUUCUGAAUGCAAGAGAGGACUUAGAAGGGAAUAUUCAUGGCUUGGGUUGGGAAGCAAUGAUUGGGUAGCUAGAAAAUCAACCGGGAUUUUGUUGAAAUCACAUGAAGAUUUUCCGGGAAAGUAGAAGAGUGAAGAAUUAAGCUAAGCUCCAAAAUAAUUGGAGCUUUAGAAGAAUUAAAGCCUUGAUAUGAGGAUCAUGCCCCCACUAGAAGCCAAAGUUGUCACCAAUUUCAGGAGUCUAUAUUUUUUAGUGGAACAAAGCAAGAACAAGGAAGAAGAAGGAGACAUUUAAGAGGGAAAAAAGGAAGCUGGUGGUUAGUGAUUAUAAUUAAUCAUAAUUAAUUAAGAAGAGGAUGAAUGAGAUUAAGAAGAGGAAUGGGAAGAAGGUUUUUUCUUUUUUUUUUUUUGGUUUUAUUUUUGUUGUUUUUUAUGCUUUUGUUGUUAGUGUUGGCAUUUGAUUGUACUAAGAUCCAGCAAUUAUUUGCCUUUGUCGUUUUUGCUUUGAUAAACUUUGAGGCAAAGAAAUCAAAAAAAAAUUAAAGGGAAAAAAAGGCUAGAAUGAAAUGAUGUUUGAAAGAAA